This is a messenger RNA of Oxyura jamaicensis (ruddy duck), 2305 nucleotides long. Its product is annotated as V-set and immunoglobulin domain-containing protein 4-like. NCBI's taxonomy places the organism in Eukaryota, Metazoa, Chordata, Aves, Anseriformes, Anatidae. The transcript is spliced from 8 exons. The record is from RefSeq and is a predicted model, not a curated record. Bases 156 to 1358 code for a protein of 400 amino acids. Gene Ontology annotation, biological process: negative regulation of T cell proliferation; negative regulation of complement activation, alternative pathway; negative regulation of macrophage activation. Gene Ontology annotation, molecular function: complement component C3b binding.
AGAAAGAAGGAAGGAAAAAGGGCAGCACAGCCUAGAUCCUAGAUGACACAGGACAGAAGAAAGGGAAGUGUUCGUGACUUGCCAUCUGGUCCAAGGCGUGAGGGUGUCUGUCACGAAGUGCAGAAAAAGGAGAGCAGACCUGCAGUUCUGGGAGAAUGGGAGAAGUGGUGUGGCUAGCGGUGUUUGUGAUGACUUUCAUCAGCUGCAAUGCCCUCCUGGAUCUAUCUGCUGUCCACCAGGUGGAAGGUGAAUGGAUGGGAUCCACCACUUUACCAUGUACAUACAUGCCCUCAGAAGGUUUCACACAGCAAAUACUCACCUGGAGCAUGGAGAGAGACCACAGCACCUCCACCAUCUUUCGGAGGGAUGAAUCUGGUGACCACAUCUUGUUGGCUCAGUUCCGAGACCGGGUCAGUGUCCCAAAGCACAGCCCAGGGGAUGCCUCACUCCGUAUCACGAACCUUGAAAUCCCCGACAGCGGACACUACACCUGUCAAGUCACCUGGAGGUCUAAAAAUAACAGCUUGAUAACAAAGGAUGUGACCACUACAGUUAAAGUUGUCAAAGUGCCAGCGACCAAGCCCACCAUCAGGGCCGGAGCGCUGGGGCUGACGGUGCCAGUGGGAGCCAGGACCAGCCUGACCUGCGUGGCCCACGGGUCCCCACCCAUCAGCUACCGCUGGUUCCGAGCAGUGCCGGGGGGGACAGCCCUGCUGCUGAGCAGCCAGGCUGAGCUGACGUGGGACAGCCUGCGGCCUUCCGACGCGGGGACAUACUACUGCGAGGCAGAGAACAGAGUCGGGGCAGGGGUGGUGCAGCGGAGCGAUGCCGUUGAGCUGCUGGUGAGAGGGUCCCCAGUCACACAGCCACCCACACCUGGGACCAGCCGGCACACAGGACCCCCACUCACCUCAGAAGGCAGCGAGGUUCCCCAUGUGCUGGCAGAUCUGCCCACGGCAACGCUGUCCGCCAGGAAUGAUGUCAUUUCAGAGAGGCCUCCCGCUGCCACAGGGCCGCCGCGGGCCGCGCUCUCCCCGCACCUCUACGCGCUGGCGGCCGCCAUCGGCGGCGUGGCGAUCGGCGGGCUCCUGGCAGCGCUGCUGCGCCGGCUGCGGGCCAAGGCGGAACCCAUCUAUGAAGUUGCUUUCCAUAGCACUGCAGAUGUCACAAGACUGGACACUGAUGCGGAAGUACCUGUUCAGUGCCUGAAAGAGAAGAUAAAUUUGGAGGCUGAAACAUCCUAUGAAAUCGUCACCAUGAAAGACAACAACUAUGACAAUGUAUGCCAGGGCAAAACUCCUGAGUAUGAGACCCUUUUGAAUUCCAUGGAAUCAGAAUAUGAAGUGCAAAACUUUUAGUAGAGUACCACAUUUCCACAUGAGCAGCUGUGCAGAAGAUGGGGCUGCAGAUAUCGAAUGGUAAACUUUACCAAGGGAAACUAUUCUUCCUGCCUGCCUUCUCCUCUGAUAAAUAUACCAGUCUUGCUGCCUUUUUUUUUUUUCUUUUUUUUUUUUUUUUUUUAAAUCCAGGGGAACUGCAUAACCUUCUUAGUCUUUGGUAAAUGAGUCCCUGCCUGUUGGUGCAGAAACCCUCAGCCAAGUGGUUAUCUACCUACCUAUUUUUUUUUUAAUAUAUAUAGAAAAUCAUUUCUGAGCAGCCUCCAGGUCAGAAUGUUGCUGGGUGCAACACUGUUAGCAAAUAACACCAGCAAGAUGUACUCUCAAGUGCAUGUUCCCCUGCUAGGGCAUGCCAGAGGGUGAGGAGCCAGGAACUGUGCUAGAAAUUGACGUCCCCUGGAUUUUACAGUUCAGCAAAUACUGGUUGUACUGUUUUUUUUCCUUGAGUCUUUUUUUAUUAGAGGAUAGUAAGGGGACCACAGAGGGGGUUGAUAUGCCAGGAAUAUCACUUUUGCAAUCAAACUGGAAACAGCCCUGUAGGUGAUGAACCUCCUAACUGCCACCUUGUUUUUCUCGUGGAAAAGCAGAGCUGGUGUUGAAAAAAAUGAUAACAUUUUAAUUUUCAAUGUGGAAGACAGAGGCAUGAUAAAAUAGAAGCACUGCAGAGAAAGAUUUGAGACAUUUGUAAUAGUAAUUGUUCAAGGAACCUCCCUGGGCUCAAUAGACUGACACUGAUUUGCUGUGUGGGACAUGACACUGGUUCCAGAGUCUGGUUACAACUGUGAUAGUUAUGCUGACCUACAUUAUAGGGAUGCUGUGAGCAUUCAUGUUUGUAAAAUGCCUUGAAAAGUGCUUGGUUAGUGCAAUGUAAUUUCUUUCCCAGGGCAAAUAUGAAAUGCUUCAAAGGA